This is a messenger RNA of Uncinocarpus reesii 1704, 1590 nucleotides long. RefSeq lists its product as uncharacterized. The coding region runs from base 1 to 1590 and encodes 529 amino acids. Gene Ontology annotation, molecular function: DNA-binding transcription factor activity, RNA polymerase II-specific; zinc ion binding. The record is from RefSeq and is a predicted model, not a curated record. The transcript has a single exon. Gene Ontology annotation, biological process: regulation of DNA-templated transcription. Lineage: Eukaryota; Fungi; Ascomycota; Eurotiomycetes; Onygenales; Onygenaceae.
AUGUCUAGGAGACUCGAUCACACACAAGCUUUGCCUGAUGCUUCGAAUGUACCAGAACAGCCGAAGCGACUAGCAUGUGAAAGAUGCAGAGGGCAGAAGCUUCGUUGUAUCCGGAAUAGAGUCAAUCAGCUUUCUUGUAACCGCUGCGAACGAGCAGGAGCAGUUUGCAUCACCAAGCCGUCGAUGCGAAUGGGCAGACCUGGCCGUUCGGAUAGUCAACGGAAGGGAAAUAUUGCGAAUCGAAAACGGCGACAAAGUCAUAGUGUACCCAGUCAGCAAUUUCAAGAUUUUGGCCCGGUUUCGGAAAAGAGGAGCAGUAGCGGUACUUGCUAUAACUCGCCAGCGCAUGACGGCUCGACUGCGGGAAUGCAAAAUAUAACGGGGUCGAGGCCAGCAUUCGCCUCGCAUCUACUUGCUGCUGAUGUGCAGGAGAUGCCGGAAAACGACUUCGUUCCCUUUCCCUUUGUGGGAGAAGGCGAGAACAACGAUCAGGAGCAAGAACCGAUGUCCUGGCUCAGCUACAACGCAGUGGAGAUGAACAUCCCUCCGUUUGUAGACAAAUUUGAUUGUUUCAGGCAUUCUCUCGGUCCCAGCGGCGAUAAUAACUUGCCAAACAUGAUACAUGUCGGCCCAGAGUCAUCUCCUAGCUCCAACCGUACCUCCGACUCCGGAUUUCAAAACAUCGUCAGUGACCUCACGCAUCUAGACACUGGCACAGUGGCCGAAAACGAAGGGAUCAGCAGGAGGGAAACAGAUGACUUGUAUAAUGAAUCGGUCGAACGUUUAGCUAGGUUGGAUAUGGACAUCAGGCAACAUCUGAAGGUCGACCGGACAGGUAAUCAGCCGUCUAAUGAGCACAAUUCAAUGGAGAUUUUCCCGCCAGAACCUACACUCCCAAUAUCCCAUGUACUUCGUGGGCUUCAGGAGCUUCAAGAUCUGCUUCAAAACCUGAUGAAUGUCCGGAACGCUCGAUCAAUAUAUGGAUCAACUUCUAAUCAUUCAGGACUGAAUUUGCGGGGAAACGAAACGUCUGGCCAAAGUCCUGCGGGGAGUACUCAUUCAUUAGCAACGCUAUCAGUAUCGUCCUCAUCGUCCGGAGAUUCACUACUCCCUAUUCUGGUCAAUACUUCUCGAAGUAGUGGAAGCUCUACAUGGCAAACUCGACAGCACCACUUGGACACCCCGACAUGUCUUUUAAUGCUGGUGUGUUAUGUUGACUUGGUUCGGCUUUGUCGAGUUGUUUUCUCGAGUAUCUGCUAUUACCUUGUUGCAUCGAAUCACAGAGCAAUAUCAAUCGCCCUUUCAGACAUCCAAAUCAGCGGUGUCUCGCUUCAGGGAGAUCAGAAUCUUCAGAUUUUAAUUUUAGUUCAGGUGGUUGUGCGUAUGCUCGAUUGCAUCGGAGAAAUGCUAGGAUGUACCGAUUGUGGCCAAAGAACGGAAGGAAGGGGGUUACAACCGCUCAUCUUGCCAAAAUUGACGGGAAUUAUCAUGAGCGAGGAGGAAACGGACAAGCAGGGGGGGCAAGCUGGGGGUAUAAAAGCGUUGAGGGAAGAUAUUCGCAGAUUGAAACGAGUUCUUAAGCGCACCUGA